UGUUUAAUGAAUAGGACAGGUUGCAUACCUUCGGGAGAUGAGAACAAGAAUAAAUAGUAGAAAAAUAAUCAAAAUACCGCAUACCAGUUUUACACAUGGAACUAUUUGCAGGGUAGACAUUUGUCUUCACACGGCUUGUUUACGGUGACGGUCAAAAUAAUGAGUAUUUACCUGGGUUUCUUCAUAGUUUUAUCCUAUCUAGUUUGGUUAAAAUGCAUUUACUAUCGCCAUCGGCGAACUUUGGUGAAGUCGUUGAAACGUGUAACGAACGUUUUAUCGAGCAGCGCAACGGACGGCGCCGAAGUAAGAGCUCUGAUUGUAACUGCGCAUCCGGAUGAUGAAUGUAUGUUCUUCGCGCCAACGAUUAUACAACUCGUUGAAUUAAAUGCCAGCGUCCACUUGCUGUGUUUAUCCGAAGGAAACUACUACAAUCAAGGAGCAGAGCGUAGACGAGAACUUCUCAACAGCUGUGCCGUGUUGGGGAUACCAGCCUCCAGAAUCACCAUAGUUGACCAUAAAAAACUUCCAGACGAACCGAAAGCUGAAUGGAGCAUCUCUUUGGUCUCUUCUAUAAUUGUGAAUCACAUAAGAGCCCACUCCCUCAACAUGGUGCUGACCUUCGAUGGAAGAGGAGUGAGCGGCCAUGCCAAUCACAUAGCCAUCCAUAAAGCUGUCAGCCAUCUCGCUUCCACCGGACAAGCACCUAGUGACUGCUGUUUGCUCUCCCUGGUGACUGUCGGCCUCCUCAGGAAGUAUAUCUCCUUCCUGGAGCUCCCCCUCAGCUGGCUGCUGCCCUCGUGCCUCCGCUGCAUUACAGGCUCGCAGAGCUACAGGAAAGCCAAAACGGCAAUGCUUUGUCAUCGCACUCAACUCCUGUGGUUUCGUUACCUGUACAUCGCCUUCUCACGGUACAUGUUCAUAAACACAUUCCAGAGGAUCCCACAAGGACCAAAGAACCUAAAGAUCUAUUAAAAGUUUGUCCCAUCCUGAUGCACUGACUGUUACACUGUUAGGUGUCCUAGGAGUGAAUGUAGCCGUUUACAGAUCUGUUGAGCAGCUUUGCUCACAGUGAAUACAGAUGAAUCUUACAGUUUAUCUGCCAAAGUUGCCUGCAUACUUUUUUCACAAUCUCUCCAUGAAUAAAGCUGACAGUACUUUUGAAAUAGCAACAAUAGAUAUCGUCAAAUGUUUUUGUUUUUUUCACAAUGUCUUUAUUGUUUUACACUGUAUGAAAAGAACACUAGGGUUUGAGUCAUUUGGGGAGCGGCUCUUUCAUUUUAUAAUUUCAGACUGUUGAGAAUACUGUAUUUCCAUUGUACUACUGAUUAAAAAAAGACUUGAUUCUUAAA
This is a messenger RNA of Scophthalmus maximus (turbot), 1349 nucleotides long. RefSeq names its product phosphatidylinositol glycan anchor biosynthesis, class L (gene pigl). The coding region runs from base 160 to 972 and encodes 270 amino acids. Gene Ontology annotation, biological process: GPI anchor biosynthetic process. The record is from RefSeq and is a predicted model, not a curated record. The transcript has 7 exons. Gene Ontology annotation, molecular function: N-acetylglucosaminylphosphatidylinositol deacetylase activity. NCBI's taxonomy places the organism in Eukaryota, Metazoa, Chordata, Actinopteri, Pleuronectiformes, Scophthalmidae. Gene Ontology annotation, cellular component: endoplasmic reticulum.